This is a messenger RNA of Dovyalis caffra, 186 nucleotides long. Lineage: Eukaryota; Viridiplantae; Streptophyta; Magnoliopsida; Malpighiales; Salicaceae. The record is from the annotation of a GenBank genome assembly.
AUGCCUAGAUCAUAUAUGCUAUCAUUGUGCUCAAUGCAAUUGCAAGGUCUCGUUGACAUGAAUGUAUUUGGUGAUAGAAAAAGCGGCCUUAUGAAUCCUGAAGGACAGAAGAAAGCAUUUUGCAGGCUGUCCAAGUUAAGAUGGGCAGGCUCAGGAGCCCGGACUGAGAUGGCUUAUGCAGUUUAG